AUGGCCUCAACAACAACCUCAAUCCCCCGCUUCCUGCUCCCCCAGUCCGGCCUGAUCUGGCGGCGGGCAGUCCGGGUCCCGCUCCCGGCCCGGGUCCGGUCACGCACCCCGUCGUCCUCUCCCACUCCGAACCGCAUCUUCCUCCGCCUAGCUAGCAGCAGCAGCAGCGAUAGCAGCAGCAACGACAAGGCCAACACACUAGCGAAGCCGGAACGCUUCAACCCGCCCUCGCACGGCUCCCGGCUACCCAGGGGGACACCCCCACGACACUACGGCGGCGAGCUCAACUACCAGGAGGCCAAGGCCCAAGCCAGCCGCGACUACCCAGGCCUGCCCCCGCCUCGCAACUCGAUUGCCCACUGGUUCUUGAACAACCGCUGGAUCCAUGUUGUUAUCACCGUCGGCACCCUCACCGGCCUGUCAAUCUACACCUUCGCAAUCAACUUCCAGCGCUCCUCCCCCUUCGCCCACAUGCUCCCCGCAGCAACCGACUACAUUUGGCACCCAAUCUCCUCAAUCCAGAUGCUAGCCGAGGUGACACGGCUACACGAGGGCCAUAAAGCCGAGCGGAUCUAUGAGAAGCGCCAGCGCAGCGUGGAUGAUGUGGGCAAGCGGGCGGCGUAUCGGCGUGCGCAUGGGUUGCCGGAGGAGAUGGGGCUGUUUAAUCAGCCGAUGGCGAAGAUUCGGAGGGAUGGGGAACCUGUGCAGGGGCAGGGGGAAGGGGAUAUGGUGGUGCAAGAAGGGGGGAAGGAGACGAGGAGGAAGUGGUUGGGUAUCUUUUGA
This is a messenger RNA of Dichotomopilus funicola, 783 nucleotides long. RefSeq lists its product as uncharacterized. The coding region runs from base 1 to 783 and encodes 260 amino acids. The transcript is spliced from 2 exons. The record is from RefSeq and is a predicted model, not a curated record. Lineage: Eukaryota; Fungi; Ascomycota; Sordariomycetes; Sordariales; Chaetomiaceae.